This is a messenger RNA of Seminavis robusta, 1680 nucleotides long. The record is from the annotation of a GenBank genome assembly. Lineage: Eukaryota; Bacillariophyta; Bacillariophyceae; Naviculales; Naviculaceae.
UUAGUAUUUAUUUUCACAACGCAUCAUGGUUGGUGUGAAGAUCUCGAGCAGUCCUGAACCACUGCCCUCCUCCCUCGCAUGCAACCCAUCCUCACCAUAGACUAGUCCAUCUAACCCACGCAUAGAAACUUCCCCGUUACCAUCAAGCGACCGAGCUGUGCUGUGCCUUGGUUCGAUCUUUGGUUUGAUUCAACUGAGAUCCCAAGCAAGCUACAAGCAAGGGAAGAUUAGCAUUAUCGUUUAGACAGCAUAGACGCAAAACAUGGUGUCAAUGCAAAGAACAGGGAGUUCAACCCCAUCUUCCACGCAAUUGGCGGGGUAUCUGCCCGUUGGAAUCCUCCUCCUUCUUCUUUGUGCGCUUGUGCCCUAUGUCUUGGAAGACCAUUAUUACCAUAGGGACUCCACGUUGCAUCACAUUGACGCCGCCAUGAUUGGAAAAAAGAAGGUCAUGGACAAGCAGCCAAUAUCGGACGUCCAGAAGAAGGAGACACCCGAGGAACCGAAAACGGAAGGAGAAGCAGACGAGUCAGAGUCAAUCCAAUGCCCCUAUAAAAGCAUUGACGAUUUGACCGAAGAAGAGCAUCAUCCUGUCAAAGGAAAAAGACACACGGUCACACCGCCACAAGGAGGCUCUCUACAUUUAGUGUGCUGUCAAACCACCAAAGGUCCCGUCAAUGCACUCGUUCAUGAGAAAUGGGCCCCAUUGGGCGCCAAGCAUUUCCUGGACAUGGUCAAAAGUGACUACUUUUCAUCCACCGUGCCCCUCAUGCGAUGUGUCAAGGGAUUCAUAUGUCAGUUUGGAUUGAAUGGGGAUCCCAAACUCAACAAAAUGUGGAGGCACGGCUUUCCAGACGAUCCCAAUUGGCUGCCGGAAGGACCCACCAACCGAAAAAAUGAAGAUGGAGUCUUUCGCUUUGCUCAUGGAUACCUGGCAUAUGCCGGAGGAGGCAAGAACUCUAGAGGAAAUCAAUUUAUCGUGGCACUCAAACCCAACCAAAAGCUGGCAGGUGGAUCUCCCUGGGAAGUUCCAUGGGGAGAAUUGGUGGGAGAACAUUCCUUUGACACGUUUUCCAAAGUCUACACGGGCUACGGUGAAAAAGGUCCGCCACAAGGGAAACUUUCCAAUCAGGGUGUGACGGAAGAGCUCAAACAACAAUUCCCACUCUUGGAUUAUGUUACUGGUUGCCGCAUUGUGGAUGAACGGGUGGAAUGAGUCGAGUCGAGUGAAACCGAAUGUUACCAAUACAAAGAGCAAAAAUGAACAAGAAUGGUUGUUCUUUUGCGUGCUCCGUUCUGCCGGUAUGCAUCAUGUGCUGCUUGGAUUGUAGCAAUGGAUUCCUGAAAGUUUGAACGAAAGCCUUCCAGAAAACACACGAAGGCUUGCUACAAAUGAAAGAUCUAUAUUUGCAUGGGCCUGAACAAGGAGUGCGGAAGGAAACUGACUUGACAUUUGGGACAAUCGUAUCAAAUGUACGAUCAAACAGAAGUGUCGUUAGGCCUCCAGCAGAAUACGGCGGGAUCACCACAACCACCCUCAAAUUAUUGUUGCAGCGGCAAGUUGACGGCAACCUGUCGGCCAACAGAGGUAUUAAACUGCUCUAAAUCCAUUAGCAUCCAAGGGCUGACUAGAGCAUGCAUUUAUUAUUAGCUAGCUCAAAAGAUUCGAUUCCAUCCUGUCCA